Nicotiana tabacum (common tobacco) is the source of this 1060-nucleotide messenger RNA. RefSeq lists its product as uncharacterized. NCBI's taxonomy places the organism in Eukaryota, Viridiplantae, Streptophyta, Magnoliopsida, Solanales, Solanaceae. Gene Ontology annotation, cellular component: membrane. The record is from RefSeq and is a predicted model, not a curated record. Gene Ontology annotation, biological process: vesicle-mediated transport.
AGUGACCCAAAAAAAAAAAAAAAAAAGCUCACUUGAACAUAGCACUAAAUUAUGAUUUACCAAGUUAAUCCACCAAAGUGAACGCUGACACCUUUGUCCUUAAAGCCACGAUUUUCAAGUAAACGACCUUGUGCUUCAUCUGGGAGAUUGUAAGGUAUUGAUGAUCAUUUGACUAAACCCCAAUUCUCAAUAAAAUGUGGAAGCUAAGCGAAUCCAUUUUGGGGGACAAUGAAGAGCAACAAGAUAAUCUGUUCGGUGAACAAGAAGGGCUUUGCUCUCUUUCCCCUUUACAGAGAGUCUAUGGUUUCGCUGCCUGCCUGCUCGCCGGCUUGGUUUGUAUGUUCCUGUCUUUGAUUGUUUUCGUCAAGCCCAUCAAGUUUGCCCUGUUGUUUACUUUUGGCAACAUGUUGGCUAUUGGGAGCACAGCUUUUCUCAUUGGACCUGUGCAGCAAAUAUCAAUGAUGAUGGAUCCUGUUCGUGUCUAUGCCACAGCCGUUUAUGUGGGAUGUGUUGUUUUGGCUCUCAUUUGUGCGCUGGUGAUCCACAGUAAGAUUUUGACACUACUUGCAAUCAUAUGCGAGAUAUGUGCCCUUAUCUGGUACAGUUUAAGUUAUAUUCCUUUUGCUCGUAGAAUGGUUUCAAAUGUUACUAUUCGGCUUUUUGACACUGAAAUCUAGUGGAUUCGAUGCUGAAGCAACAUCACUCCAGUACCUUUUCAGUGCUGGACUGUAGUCUACUCAACUUUGAACAGGUGCUUCCCUGCUGAUUAUUUUGAAGAAAUUGAUAAUUCUUUCUGGUUUUCCUCUGAUGACAAAGGGAACUCCACUUUUCAAUCAGGUGUGAAUGAAUUCGUUUGGACUGUUAACUUUUAUCCUGACAAAGAUUGUUUCCUGUGGUUUCUCUUCAUUUCGGAAAGUUAUGCGUGCUUUCUUCUUGUGCUGCCCUGCUCACCUCAUAGUUGCCCUAUGCCCUGAUUAACAAAUGACUUCACCCCCUCACACAACAAAUUAAAAACAUUAUCGAAAUUGAAUCAUAUCAAACUCUUGAUAUAUCUUCUCUA